CAGGGGAAGAGGAAACGUGGCAGAGUCGAAGUGUAACCGUUAGUGAGCGACAGAGAUGGAACUAAAGCUGCAGCUCAGCAUCUUUGUGUUACUCAUACAGGUUUCACUUGCGGUGUGGCAACGUGUGACUGUAAAGAAAGGUCAGACACUCCACUUAAGCUGCCCAGUUACUAACGCUCACAAGACCAAUGUUGACUGGAAGAACUCUGAAGGAUAUAUUAUGUUCUUCAAUCACAAUAAAGCUUUAAGGGACAAACGCUACAACAUCAUAAAACUGUCUAAAUCAGAAUUCACCAUCAGUAUUUCCAAUGUCACCUUCAAAGAUGGAGGCACCUACACAUGCUCUCAGUAUGGCGAUCAUACAACAGAGAAGAAAGUGGAGGUGACAGUGUUAGGCCGUCCCAUAAUGAAAGUGGUGAAGCAUGAAGGAAGGUUUGUCAUACAAUGCACUGCUGAGGGGACCCACUCUCCUCCCCAGAUCUUCUGGAAAUUGAACCAUACACCUGAAAUGAUUGCUCAUGCCCAAGUCCUACGUGAAGAUAACAAAUAUGUCUCGAUGGAUAUGUUACAUGUUCAGUCAGUGAAGAAAAGAGUCACUGUGAAAUGCCUUGUUCGCCAUCCAGCUCUGCUCUCACAGACUCUGAUGAACUUUGUCAAAAUUGUACAAGACUCAUCAAAGUCCCGAUACACAACCACGACCAGUUCACCAACAACGCAGCCCCGAGGGUCAACAGAGGUGCAGAGAACUACAGCCGGCUGGUUUAGACAUGAGACUACAACAUUGUAUCUUGCAACCAGAGAGAAGGAUGGGCCUUUAUCAGAGAGCUCUAACAAGUUAUCAACCGUUCCCUCUAAUCAGCUGGUUUCCUCCAACGAUUCAAAGACGGUCACAGCAGCACUGAACCCUGUUACAUCCACAGGCUCACAUCUCAGCCCUGCUGAUGACUCAACGACCUCAGUAUUAUCCGGAUCAACCAGGAGGAUGAAUGACACCAUCAGUAAUGCAACAAGCACCACAGGCUGGACAUCUGCCUCUGAGACAACCAAGGAGAUCACUUCCUAUAACCGUACAGAGGGAAACAAAACAGGCAGCUUCAAUGACCCAAAUAUGCAGACAGGAACUGAAGGAAGUUCAUCAUUACUGGUCUUCCUGGUUACAUGCCUGAUCUUCGGUCUUCUGGUGGUAGUCCUUUUUUUUGCCAUCAAGCUGAGGAGAGCGCAUAUCAUCUGGAAGAGAGUUUUUAUUGUUACAGAGAAUGAGGACUCCAAUCCAUCAGAGGAGAGCAGUAAAUCAAAAUCAAGCCAGGAAGAGAGGAAUUCCCAAGGACAAAGGCGAAGAGUGUCAGGGCUCUUCAACACAGCAUUCACACAGUACGUCGUUGAAAAACCAACAGUGAUAACCUCGGUGAUAAACACAUCUGCAAUGGCAGUAGUAGAGAGUGUAAAUAAAGAGCAGACUCCUCAACCUCAAACCCCAGGACAAACUUCAACCAAGUGUGACAUAAAGGAGACAGAGCUAUAACAAUGCUCACAGAUUUAGCUGAUUAGCUUUUUUACUGCACUUGUAAGAAAGAAUGUCAGCUUAUGUUUACAGAAAAAAAAUUAUGUGGUAACUUGCUUAUAACUGUAGUACUGUAUUGAACAGUGAAAAUGUUGCAUUUACAUGUACCAAUAAAUUAUAUUUUGCUAGAAAAUACA
Molecule: messenger RNA, 1698 nt
Organism: Cottoperca gobio
Lineage: Eukaryota; Metazoa; Chordata; Actinopteri; Perciformes; Bovichtidae
Gene: crtam
Product: cytotoxic and regulatory T cell molecule
Exons: 12
Coding region: 56-1522 (488 amino acids)
Biological process (GO): cell recognition; detection of tumor cell; positive regulation of natural killer cell mediated cytotoxicity directed against tumor cell target
Cellular component (GO): plasma membrane
Molecular function (GO): signaling receptor binding
Source: RefSeq, a predicted model, not a curated record